AUGAUAUUACCCACUUCAGGUACUUUCUAUGAGGUUUCAAAUGCUCAAGUGAUUCAUAUGUUCAACGGGAUGGGACAUCAGCCUACCCUUACUGUUAUAUGCUACUUUAAGAAGUCAAGUCUUCCAUGUAUAUUGAGUUUCUUGUUUGGAAUCAUUCUAAGGUGCUUGACAGGGAGAAGCUUUGGGCUUGGCAAGGCUAAGCUUGAAGUAAACUCAGUCAUGGCAAGAUUGUACUAUGGUUUGAAUGUGGAUUAUGCUUCUAAUCUAUGGGAAGAGUUUGGAACUUCGAUCUCUCACAUGAUGCUAGCAACUGGCACUACAAAAUUUCCAACGAUGGCUACUCCACGAGUUUCAGUGGAUGAUGUUAAUGUUUUUCCCUAUGUUGCUCGCGUUCCCAAUUCGAUGCUCAAACUUGUGGGUCCCAAAAAUCAGUUGUUGGUACAAUACUUAACCUCUAUUGAUUUUACUAAUCCAACUGGGGAUCUUCCACAAAAGGUUGUAGAAGAAACAUCUAAAGGCUCGAAGGCUCCAAAGAAGAAGAAACAAGUUGAAAAGAAACAAGUGGUGGAUGAACAGCAAUUUAAAGAAAUUAUUCCCAUGAAAACUGGGGUUAUUAAAUGA
Messenger RNA from Lactuca saligna, 621 nucleotides. Lineage: Eukaryota; Viridiplantae; Streptophyta; Magnoliopsida; Asterales; Asteraceae. The record is from the annotation of a GenBank genome assembly.